AUGGGUUUCCGUAUUCCAUUGAAAGUGGUGAAUGCAGCCCAUCAAGCCAAUCAAAUCUAUCCGUUCGCCAUCAGCCUGCUUGAGUCCACACGGUCACAAAUAGCUGAUGGUUAUCAGUUGAAUUGGGAAUCUUACAAAAUUGAUCCUUACGUCACUAAACUUGCUGAAACUGUCAACAAUUACCAGGAGCGUGUUGAAGAUCUGAUCCUCAUAGCUGAUAAUAUCGAAGUCGAUUUGGCAGCAUUGGAUACAUGUCAAUACAACGCUGUCACCAUCGGUGCACAACUCGCUUCUAUACAGAAAUCUGUCGAUCAACUGGCCCUUGGCAACUAUUCAAAAUUUGACCGCAAGUUGGGGUAG
Cooperia oncophora is the source of this 360-nucleotide messenger RNA. Lineage: Eukaryota; Metazoa; Nematoda; Chromadorea; Rhabditida; Trichostrongylidae. The record is from the annotation of a GenBank genome assembly.